AUGAGAAUGACAACUGUUGCCGUUGCUUCGACCGGAAUUGCCGCUAAUCUUCUGAUUGGCGGCAAAACCGUCCAUAAAACCUUCAGGUUGCCAUUGAAUUUGGCCGACCGUACUGUAGCUGGCUGGCCUCUGGAACACGGUACAUCUCGGUAUUUGCGAAAUGUGGCUUUGGUUGUAUGGGACGAGGCACCGAUGACCCCGCGUUUGGCAGUGGAUGCAAUCGAUAGAUAUUUUAGGAAGCUGAUGGAUAACCGUGGUGGCUGA
Messenger RNA from Ceutorhynchus assimilis (cabbage seed weevil), 264 nucleotides. The record is from the annotation of a GenBank genome assembly. Lineage: Eukaryota; Metazoa; Arthropoda; Insecta; Coleoptera; Curculionidae.